Molecule: messenger RNA, 1829 nt
Organism: Pseudophryne corroboree (corroboree frog)
Lineage: Eukaryota; Metazoa; Chordata; Amphibia; Anura; Myobatrachidae
Gene: FITM1
Product: fat storage inducing transmembrane protein 1
Exons: 2
Coding region: 754-1566 (270 amino acids)
Biological process (GO): phospholipid biosynthetic process; lipid storage; lipid droplet organization
Cellular component (GO): endoplasmic reticulum membrane
Molecular function (GO): coenzyme A diphosphatase activity
Source: RefSeq, a predicted model, not a curated record
UGAUUGCCACUUUCCAAAUACUGGCAUACUCGCUGGAAUUCCCGCACAGCCUGUAUCCCUUUAAAUAACAUUUGUUGCUCUUUUUGGUUACAUGAGAUUUUGAGUUGUGUCUUCAGAACGCCAAUAUCCAAUCACUGUCCACAACCAGUUACAAAAUAUGUUACUGUCCUAUAGUUAGCAUAUAUGUUUGUUGUAACAUACACUUGUGUGUGUGUGUCGGGGGGGGGCUUAUAUAGUGUUCACUUGUCAUGGGCUCUCGCGAGAGGAUGUUGUCAUGACCGUAUGUGUGACAGGGAUCAUGAAAACUUAAUUGCAGCAAGUGGCACAAUGGGUACUUUCCAAAAAGUGUCAUCAUACCUGCACAUGGUCCCACACAGAGGAACAUGGACAGGGUCCCAGUGUCAUAUGUGAGGCACUCAGCAGCUGAUAGGGGGAUGGGACCUGAGCCGUCCUUCCUGGGGAGGGGGUGAAGGGCAGGAUAACAGCUGUUGUGGAGCAGUUUCUCUGAUUGUGUGCUAUGUGCCUGUUGCUUCAUGUCUCCUGUGAGUGAGCUGUGCUAUGAAUCUGUCUUACAAGUCUUUUCAGCCCGUCGGUUCUAUGCUACAAUCUCACUCUCCUCUCUCAUAUUUCACAUAUUUCUUUUUCUUAUAACUCUUUAUUAUUGCACCUUACAUUUCUCCUGAUCUAAUCUGUCGAUCUUACCCUGAGUUCAUCAUCAUCCUCAUCUAUCAAACUUUCUGUCCCCAUCCUGACAUGGAUACUCUCAGCAACUGUGUGUCUGCCCCAGUGUGUGCCUGCUCGGAGAUCUGUGCCCGUAUAGUAGGCAGUAUGUGUAUGAGACGAGGAUAUCACUUGUGGCUGGCAGCCAUGGUCAGUCUGACCCCCUUCCUGCAGGGACUAAAUAACCCCCAGAGCAUUUUCUCCAACGCCAAUAACUUCUUCAACGUGAAGUUCGUGCAUUGCUCCUGCGGUUGGACGUUUCUGCUCCUCUGUGGAUUUGUUUUGCUGGUGUCUUUGGUACCUACUGGUCGUCCACUACUCUGUCUUAUGCAUCUGACAAGGCUGGGAGUAAGUACAGCUCUGUGCCAAGGUUUUCCCUACCUUUUCAAGCUAUUGGAGGAUCUUACUGGUUCCUGUCACCAGCCAAUGCCACCGGGCACACUGCUUCUACCUCGUCUGGAAAAUAGACAAAGCUGUCAAGCAGAAGGGCACCAAUGGCAGGGUUAUCAUAUUUCUCCCCAAACUUUUACCCUCACCUUAUGCAGCUUAUCUCUGGCAGAAGAGCUAUCUGUGUUUGUACGCUAUCUGCGAAGGGGCUACCCAGCUGGCACUGCCCUGCAUUUAGUAUUCUUGCUGAAUGCCAGUCUUCUGGGACUGUACAAUAUGCUUUUGUUGUGCACCGCACUUUAUGCCCCUAGCUAUACACAGAGUGUGAUUGGUGCAGCAACGGGGACCCUGUGCUGGCACCUUACCUAUCGCGGCUGGUACCGUAAAUGCUAUUCACCUGGACCACCUGGUUAUGGAAUGUUUCCUAGAGUGACAGCAACCAGAAAUAAGCUGGAUUGAGAAAGAACUGACAUUUUACAUGGCAUUUCCCCACUCCUGGUCCAUGACCAGCUGAGAUUUUCCUCAUGAAAACUAAUGACAAAUGCAAUAUUUACUAUUCAUUUUUAAGCAGUACCUGGACUCUAUCAUAUACACAUGCUAACCAAAUUCAAAAUAAUGCAAUUAUCUUCUCCAUUCCCACAAAUAAUGGUAUCGCAUCCCCACCUGGUAUCUGUAUCUAUAUAUCUAUAUCUGUAUUCAUAAUAAAUAAUUUUAUGCAAAAA